CGCAGGACCCGCUCGGAGUCGGGGAGCAAAGCAGCGGAGCCCGCGCGGGGACAGCGCCGAGCUGCCUGACGUCUGUCUCCGAGCCGCUCGCCAUGGCAGGCGCGCAGCAGCAGCAGCAGCCCCCUUACCUGCACCUGGCCGAGCUCACGGCGUCCCAGUUCCUGGAGAUCUGGAAGCACUUCGACGCAGACGGAAAUGGUUAUAUUGAAGGGAAGGAACUGGAAAACUUUUUCCAAGAGCUGGAGAAGGCAAGAAAAGGCUCUGGCAUGAUGUCCAAGAGUGACAACUUCGGGGAGAAGAUGAAGGAGUUCAUGCAGAAGUAUGACAAGAACUCGGAUGGAAAAAUUGAGAUGGCAGAGCUGGCACAGAUCCUACCCACCGAGGAGAACUUCCUUCUCUGUUUCCGGCAGCAUGUGGGCUCCAGCACAGAGUUCAUGGAGGCCUGGCGAAGGUACGACACGGACAGGAGCGGCUACAUCGAGGCCAAUGAGCUUAAGGGGUUCCUGUCUGACCUGCUGAAGAAGGCAAACCGGCCGCACGAUGAACCCAAGCUCCAGGAGUACACCCAGACCAUCCUGCGGAUCUUUGACCUGAAUGGGGAUGGCAAACUGGGCCUCUCCGAGAUGUCCCGACUCCUGCCGGUACAGGAAAACUUCCUGCUCAAAUUCCAGGGCAUGAAGCUGACGGCAGAGGAGUUCAAUGCCAUCUUCACCUUCUACGACAAGGAUGGAAGCGGCUACAUCGAUGAGAACGAGCUGGACGCCCUCCUGAAGGAUCUGUACGAGAAAAACAAGAAAGAAAUGAACAUCCAGCAGCUCACGGGCUACCGGAAGAGCGUCAUGUCCUUGGCUGAGGCGGGCAAACUCUACCGCAAGGACCUGGAGAUCGUGCUCUGCAGUGAGCCCCCAGUGUAGAGGGGCGGGCAUGGGGCUGCUCCCGCCUCCCCAGCCCUACCCUGCCACCCUGCCACUCCCCAUUCCACAGCCCCUCGCAACCUGCAGCCUGCAGCACAGGAGAUGAGAGAGGGGAGUUAAGGAUGGAGUCCCCACAUGCCCAUGACUGCCACCCGGCUCCACCUGCCUGAGGGGUCACCAGUUGCUUGGAAGGUUGAGUGGGGGGUGCAGGGGGCUCCCCUAAUCUCUCCAUGACAGUGCAUGAGCUCGUUCGCUGUGAUUUCGAGUCCCACAUCCAACAGACUGAGCCCUCCCUGUCAGUCCCCUUCCCACCCAACCUGCUAGCCAUGUAGUGCGUCCUCUUUAAAAUUCCUCUUGGAGGGGGUGGCCUCCCUUCCCCUGUCUUCCCAACUCUGUGCUCCUUUCCUCUUGGGGUUUCUCAUCUUCUUGUUUACCAAAGAAGAGUUUACAGACAAUAAACGGAAGCUUACCCA
Suncus etruscus (white-toothed pygmy shrew) is the source of this 1387-nucleotide messenger RNA. RefSeq names its product calbindin 2 (gene CALB2). Lineage: Eukaryota; Metazoa; Chordata; Mammalia; Eulipotyphla; Soricidae. The record is from RefSeq and is a predicted model, not a curated record. Gene Ontology annotation, cellular component: dendrite; cytosol; nucleus. The transcript has 11 exons. Gene Ontology annotation, molecular function: calcium ion binding. The coding region runs from base 93 to 914 and encodes 273 amino acids. Gene Ontology annotation, biological process: regulation of presynaptic cytosolic calcium ion concentration; regulation of long-term synaptic potentiation.